Molecule: messenger RNA, 3067 nt
Organism: Lytechinus pictus (painted urchin)
Lineage: Eukaryota; Metazoa; Echinodermata; Echinoidea; Temnopleuroida; Toxopneustidae
Exons: 5
Coding region: 236-991 (251 amino acids)
Source: RefSeq, a predicted model, not a curated record
GCUUUUGUCUUCAUGUAUAUAAAAGCGAUGGUAAAACUUUCACUCAUCAUAACAUUGAUAUUGGCUACAAGAUCGAGCUCCAUACAGAAUCUGUUCAUUCAGCCAGAAUUUAAAAAAAUCUAGUUUCGAAGAGAUACUUCUCUGUCUGAUUUCUUGUCGCGAAUAUUGUUUUUUGCACGAUCGUAUUAGGUCUUUGAUUUCUUCGACGGUUUUUAUCCUGAUAUAUUUUCAAAGGAUGGAUAUUCUUACGUCAUCGACUUUGGUUCUUUACAUUACCGUGACUUACUUCAUGAGCUCACAAGCCCAGUUAGAACUUCACUACGCCGAACAAGAACUCGUUGGAUUCAUAGGAGAAGAUUUAACAAUCGUCUGCGAGGCCGAUUUCCAGGACACAGAAAGUUUACAAGAAAAGAUACAAUGGCUUCGAGGGUCACCUGUGGAAGAAAUGGAUAUCGUUGCCCAAAGGGAUCGACGAAUCUCUAUCGAUACAGAUAUUACAAGCAAUACAGGGGCUGAAGUGAGAGUGAGGUCAAAUCUCACAAUCUCUGGUCUGGUUCUAGGAGAUUCAAGCAACUAUACUUGUUGUAAGAGGGAUUCGUACAAUUGUAUAUCAUGGGAUACUCGACAACGGAGGCAGCUACAAGUGGAAAUUCACCAAAAACAACGUGUUCAAGUUUCACAAGUUUCACAAGUUUCAGAUUUGGAAACAUCUACCAAAUCCAGCCUACCAGUUUCCACAGUGGAAACACUCCUCGCAUCUACCAUGUCUACUGUCUCUACAACUAUUUCCGAUGAAAUUAAUGAUAUCCCAACGAUAUCAGGGGGUGGAAACGGGGCAUUCCGUCAAAAUUCUCGGGCGGUAUACACUGUAGCUCUUCCAUGCGCUAUAGUGUUCAUCUCGACGAUCGUGGUUAUCGCUAUCGCCCGAUAUCACUGGAGGAGGAAGCAUGUUGAGACUCCCGUCGAGACCUUCGCAGCAGAAACAGUCUAGUUAAAUCUGACUGACUUACAUGACGAACUAACCAAAGGUCCGAUGCACCAGAAAUAUUACAAUUUCAUCAUUGGUAUAAGAAUUGAUUUUGUUUUGAAUGGUUUUGUUUUGAUUUUGUCUGUAAUGGCCGGUACACAAUGUGGGGAGGGUUUCACGAGAAAUUCUUGCUCUUAGCCAAUCAGAUGCAAGGAUUUCAGUAGCUUAUAACAUCUAUUGGUUGGUGUAAAAUCACUGACAGCGAGACCUUCCCUGUUCUAUCAGAUAAUUUUAGGCUAAUUCAAUGAUUGGGAUUGUAAUUAGAAAUAUAUGUAAAAUGUAAUAUUCCGUUGAUUGGCAUUUUUCAUAUUGAAGUGUUUAUCAGUGUUUAACGCAGAACCAAGUUAUACAUGCAAUUUUCUUUUAAGGAGCUAAUGUUUAAUUUGAUUAUUUUUAUAUAAAAAACAUAUAUAUACUAUCCUGAACAAGUUCCCUCGUUUUUAAUAGAUCAUAUGCAAAAGGUGGGCGAUGUUUACGAAUUCCAGGCACGACUUAUACCACUGCAAUGCCUGUUUGGGAAUUUCUUGCAAACAAAAUGAGAAGAAAAACAUGAAUCAAUAAAUCAUAACAUUAUAUAAAUCAUGAUGACUUUGUUUUUAAAAGUCAAGUACCUUUUCGACGGCUCUUUCCACCGUUGAUGAUACAUAAUAUUAUUUGUUGUUUGAAGGUUUGCAUGGUGUUAUGUACAAUCGCUGAUGUGGUUUACGGUACACCAUGUGAAGUGUUGUAGAAACAGUGGAUAGGAGAAGAGAAGAAAUGGAUAGGCGAGAAAGUGGAGAUUUGAGAGUAGAGUAUUCUUUCUUGAAAGUAGUCCUGAAAAGGACUGUAAACCAGGAAAGAUUGAUGAGUUGAGAACAGCUUGAGUAGUAGAGCUAGUGAGGAGAUGCUGGCUUGAGUCGGCGAGUAGAGAUGAUGAGUGGUAGAGAGACUCGACGUUUCGGGCAGGUUGACUGUCCGUCUUCAGGAGUGUACCGUAAACCACAUCAGCGAUAAUAUUAUUUCUUUCUUUUUUAAAUAAUAUAUAAUAUUAAGAACACCAGAAAUAUGAAUCAUGCAUUUGUGUAGAUGAUUAUACUAUUUUGUCAUAUAAUUUUUAUGGAUUAGUUUAAUACUUGCAUUGGCCUAUUAUUGUAGAUCGAAUAUGUGAUGUAUAGAGAAGUUGCAAUAUGUGUAAAUAAUCAGUGUUUGUUUGUGUGUGUGCUAGUGUGUAUAUAAUCGAACAUCAUGUAGAUGAAACAGAUUCAUCAUUUUGAACUCUUUAAGGUGAAACCUAAGGCUGAUGUCAUCCUUUCAAUAUAAUUGCAACUUGGUUUUAUUCACUUUGGUUUCAGAAAUCAAAAUUCUAGAUGGAUUUGAUUUUUCAAGAUUUGAUUUUUUAUUAUUAUGGUCCAUGUAUAUAUAAUUUCUAUAAAGCAAAAAUAUUUCGGAACACUUGUGCAACCAUCGGUUUUUACGAAAGAAAACAAACUUAUCUCCAUGCACAAUGGUAUGUGAGUCAACGUUUAAUUAUUAUGAUUUGAUCAUGUUAAUUUACAUUGACUUAUUGUAAACGCAUAGAUGUAAUAAGAAAUGAUUUAUAAUGAUAAGAAAAAAAGUUCUUCAUUCCACAAUCACAAAAAUUUGCCAGGUUUUAGCAAGAUAAAGACCGUCGUCGUUUUAUAAUUAUGAUUAUGAAAGAUGCCAGAAGGUGCAAAAUACACCUGUAAAAAUAUGACAUCGAUACACAAUGAAGACUGUGUUGUUGAUUGGUCAAGAUGACCGCAUCUAUCGUUUUACUCUGGGGUUUUAAAUUCUUGGUGUUCGUUGAACACCUGUGGGUGUUUAAUAUUACAACACCUUUGUUGUUUCUUUUACACUCUUUGGUGCUAUGUUCAAUAUCUAGAGUGUAAAUUGAAUACCUCAGUGUGUGGUUCUCUACAGGGAUACAUCAACGGGUGUCAGAUUUAACACCUCAGCAAUUAUCAAUGUAAAGUUGAACCUAUUUUUUUUGUAUAAAUGAUUAUCAAUAUUGCUUAUCGUAUAGCCAACACCCCCCCCCCC